Messenger RNA from Ordospora pajunii, 1542 nucleotides. Its product is annotated as putative Sec5 domain-containing protein. The transcript has a single exon. The coding region runs from base 1 to 1542 and encodes 513 amino acids. The record is from RefSeq and is a predicted model, not a curated record. NCBI's taxonomy places the organism in Eukaryota, Fungi, Microsporidia, Ordosporidae.
AUGGGCAGCAUCGAAGAGCCAAGGGCAAGCCAAAGCUUCAAUGCAGUAAAUGUGAUAAACAAAACAUAUGCCGAUUCAACAGAGUACGACCUCAACGACUCGCUGGUGUUCCUUAUUGGCUCAAUAAACAAAACAAAGGCCAGAAACAAGCAGCUGGUCAAGCAACACUUUGGAAAGUUUGUUGAAUGCAGGGCUGUGCUUGAGGAUGUGUGGGCAAACAUCAAGCAAAAAGGAUACGACAAGGAAUUCACAUCUGAACUUGAAAACAACAUCAAGGUUGUAAGGGAUAAAUUCAAUGAGAUAGCAUCUAAUGUUUUGGAGGACAGCAAGAGUGAGGUCAAUAGGUAUAGAAAAGAGUAUUAUGCAAGCAAGUACUCGGAUCUCUUCAACAUCAAGGCUAUACUUCAAAAAAACCUUAACAACCUAGAAAGAUUUGUUGAUGUGUAUGAAAAUGCAAGAGGGAUUUACGAGCAGUUGAAGGGAUCAGAGUAUGUGCGAACGAUCUGGGGAUCGAUUCAUGACGAAAGAUGUGAGUUUUUGGAGAAUAUUUAUAGACGUAUACAGCGGCCAAGAUGUACUUUCCAAGAGGCUUCAUAUUACUUUCAAUUGUAUUUCAGGAUAUGUGAGACAGAGACAGAACAUAAGAUAAUGAACACGCUUCUGGUAAACUUCAAGGAAAACAGCACCAAUGCGUUGGAGAUGUUUGCGUUGGAUGAUGUGCUGUGCGUGGAUGAAAUUACAAAGCAAUACCUGAGCCUUAUGAAUAAAGUUGGCGAAGAGAUUCAGAUACAGGGGACCAACCAUUACUUCUACUGUAUGGGAUGCAUAAUGCAUGAAAAACAGCUAUUGUUCACCAAGAUAUGCAUAAAAAGGUUGAUGGACAAUAUAAAGAUUGCAUCGUUGCGUCCUAGUGCACAAAGCGUGUAUUUUUCACAUCUCAAGAGAGUGAAGAUUGGUGUUAUAGAUGACGAACUUGAGAGAUACAGUACAUCAAUAACGGACCCGGCAUCACUUGAGCAUGCAUUAGAAGAUUUGAAAAAAGCUUAUACAGUGUUAAUCGACAUUGCAUCAAAGGAGGAGCAAAAGUACAUCCGAGAAAAGACACUAAAGCUGCUAGGAAGCUGCUAUGAAAAGAUGGAGUUGCAUGAAUUUUCUGGCAUUGAGCAUGUAAUCAAAAGCAUACAUUCGAUGGCGCCAUUGAUUGGAAAACCAGGGUCCAAGGAUAUGCAAAGCCUGAAUACGAUGAUCAAUGGAUAUAUAAAUAAUCACAGCAACAAAGUAAUGAAAAAGAUCGAAAGUAUGAUUACAAAGCAAGAGAGUGAUAUACUGAUACUUAUGGAAAUAACAAGGGUGAUUGAAGAGAUUCCACUAGAAUACGAACGCAUUAUAAAGCAGAUAAAGCCACUAGUUGGGUCAAUUCCUGUCGUAGCAUACUAUCUGUCGAAAAUACUCAAAACCGAAUAUCAGCAAACGCUAUCGAAUGAUGCUAGAGAAAGAAUAGACGAGAUUAGAUACCAAUUCGGAUUUUUACUUGAUAUUUAA